Messenger RNA from Penicillium soppii, 267 nucleotides. RefSeq lists its product as uncharacterized. The transcript has 2 exons. The record is from RefSeq and is a predicted model, not a curated record. Bases 1 to 267 code for a protein of 88 amino acids. Lineage: Eukaryota; Fungi; Ascomycota; Eurotiomycetes; Eurotiales; Aspergillaceae.
AUGGCGAAAGAAGCUAAAAGCUCUACCAAAGGCCCCGUCAAGGAAGUUAUCAAACCGAUGACUGCCAGGUACCUUAACUUCAUUGUUGAGGUUGUCAACCAUCCCGAAGCCCAGAUCAACUUCUCCGCUAUUGCGAAAGACAUGGGCGAUACCACCGGCCAUAUUCGGGACCGAUUCAAGAGAGCGAUGGCGCGUGCAGCCGCACUCGCAGAAGGCAAAAUUGAGAAGGCCGAGGAUACCGAUGCGUCAGAGACUGAAAACGUCUAG